This is a messenger RNA of Gekko japonicus, 969 nucleotides long. RefSeq names its product brain and reproductive organ-expressed (TNFRSF1A modulator) (gene BABAM2). The transcript is spliced from 9 exons. Gene Ontology annotation, biological process: double-strand break repair. The record is from RefSeq and is a predicted model, not a curated record. Gene Ontology annotation, cellular component: BRISC complex; BRCA1-A complex. Bases 28 to 969 code for a protein of 313 amino acids. NCBI's taxonomy places the organism in Eukaryota, Metazoa, Chordata, Lepidosauria, Squamata, Gekkonidae.
AGAGCUGAGUGCAGCCAACGAGUAAAUAUGUCCCCUGAAGUUGCCUUGAACAGAAUUUCUCCAUCACUUUCUCCUUUGAUUUCCAAUGUGGUCAGAAAUGGAAAAGUAGGAUUGGAUGCAACAAACUGUUUAAGAAUUACAGAUCUGAAAUCUGGCUGUACAUCCUUAACUCUUGGACCAAGCUGUGAUCGUUUUAAGUUGCAUAUUCCAUAUGCUGGAGAAACACUCAAAUGGGAUAUAAUUUUUAAUGCGCACUAUCCAGAACUGCCACCUGACUUUAUCUUUGGAGAAGAUGCUGAAUUCCUCCCUGAUCCCUCUGCCUUACAUAACCUGUCCUCGUGGAAUCCCUCAAACCCUGAAUGCCUCCUGCUUGUUGUGAAAGAACUUGUGCAACAAUAUCAUCAGUUCCAGUGUAGCCGAUUACGUGAGAGCUCUCGCCUCAUGUUUGAAUAUCAAACAUUACUUGAAGAACCUCAGUAUGGCGAGAACAUGGAAAUCUAUGCUGGCAAAAAAAAUAACUGGACUGGUGAAUUUUCAGCUCGUUUCCUUUUGAAAUUGCCAGUGGAUUUCAGCAACAUCCCUACUUAUCUUCUCAAGGAUGCAAACGAAGACCCUGGGGAAGAUGUUGCUCUUCUUUCAGUCAGUUUUGAGGAUACAGAAGCUACUCAGGUUUUUCCCAAACUGUAUCUAUCUCCACGAAUUGAACAUGCUCUUGGAGGAUCUUCUGCUCUGCAUAUCCCUGCUUUUCCAGGUGGCGGCUGUCUCAUUGAUUAUGUGCCCCAAGUGUGCCAACUGUUAACCAAUAAGGUGCAGUAUAUUAUUCAGGGUUACCAUAAAAGAAGAGAGUAUAUUGCAGCAUUUCUUAGUCACUUUGGAACUGGUGUGGUAGAAUAUGAUGCUGAAGGUUUCACAAAGCUCACCCUGUUGCUGAUGUGGAAAGAUUUUUGCUUCCUUGUUCACAGUGAGUAG